Molecule: messenger RNA, 917 nt
Organism: Rhagoletis pomonella (apple maggot)
Lineage: Eukaryota; Metazoa; Arthropoda; Insecta; Diptera; Tephritidae
Product: transmembrane protein 256 homolog
Exons: 3
Coding region: 125-664 (179 amino acids)
Source: RefSeq, a predicted model, not a curated record
UACCCUGCAAACCGGUAUAAAAGUUAUGUCUUCGGCAACUGCAGGCCAAAAGCUAGCAACGGUUUAUCAAUUGCAGUUUAUUAAUUUUGUCAAUAUUGUGAAAAAAUUUUAAUAAAAGUUAGAAAUGUCUUCUAUUGGUGAUACGGUGGGUUAUCUAAUUUUUGGUAAUCCAAUCAGCCAAGCGCUAUUUUCAACAGCAUCGGGUGUUGUUAAAAGCACACAAGGUCUUUUGGCAAAGAAAUUAACAACAGGAAAUGGUACUAUUCCUGCGCCGCCUCCAGCGCCUGUGCGUUUACCAUUAUGGGAUCUGGCAGGCUCGCAUUACAAUUUCAUACGUUUAGCUGGUUUAUGUGGGGCGAGUGCUGUGAUUAUGGGCGCCUACGGCAAGCAUAUAUUCUCCAAUGUUGGUAAUGUCGAUGAAAGAAAUGAGGCCAAAACCGUGUUUGAGACGGCAAAUCGCUUUCAUUUCUUGCAUUCAUUUUCGCUUUUGGCGAUGCCGUUGGUGCACAAACCGUUAUUGACCGGCUCAUUGAUGGCCGUGGGCACUGUACUCUUCAGCGGCGUCCUGUACUAUCGCGCCAUCACUGGCGAUCGUACUUACGUACCAGUGGCAACUUGUGGUGGCUUCUGCCUUAUCGUAGCUUGGCUAACGCUUAUCUUUUAAAACGGCUUUUGAGGGCGCUGAUGGAAUCUUCUAAAUACCAUAGAUUAAGAUGCUAUUGUGACCGAUACGAAAUUUGGUAAUUUUCAAAAAAUGCAAAGAAUGUACAUACAUACAUACAUAUAGUUUAACUAAUAUAUGCCCUAAUAAGUCAGUCAUCAAUCAGUGGGCAGUUUUUUCGGCAGCAAUUCGUUUUUUCCUAAAUUUUGUAUCGCUCAAAAAGGCAUUAUUAGCCAUAUUUCAUAAUUUGUUUUAU